GUAUCUGCACAAGCUUGCCAAGCAUUUUCAGCAGGUGGUUGCCUAUGACCUGAGCCCCAAGCUCGUGGCGCUGGCACAGAAGGAGGUGAAGAACCUCCACAUCACAAACGUGCAGGUCUCCGUGCGGGAUUUGUCGCAGGUUUGGUACCGGCUAGAGCCCAUCUCACAGUUCGGCCACCUCAACGAAAUGGAGUCCUACAACUUCGCCGUCCUAACCAACGUCCUCAUUGCCCCUGGCGACCCAAACCUGCACCAGCGGAUGCUGCUGAACGCCUACCGCUCUGUUUGUCCUGGUGGCCGCGUGCUUUGCAUCGUUCCGGCUUGGGAGAGCGCCCUGUACGUUAACAUGCGCUGCGACGAGGAGAAGUUCGAAGGCCCCUAUUCCGUGGGCGUGGGGGGCCAGAAACCCACGAGGACAGAGGGCGCCGAUGUCCUGAAGGGCAUUCUCAGAAGGUCUGGUGUUCGGACGAAGCACUACCUGGAGCCUGAGUUCCGGCACCUGGCCGCGAAGGUCGGGCUUCAGGUUGAGAUGUGCGAGCGCGUGGAGUACAGCUGGAGAUCGGAGCUGGGUCUGUCUUCCGACUGCCAGGUGCCUCCGAGACUGCAAGACUCGCCGCUGCCCUGGGACUGGCUCUUCCUCCUCCAACGCCCAGGCUCCGAGGAGACGAAAAGACAGGGAUCGAACCCGGCCCUGAUCCAGUCUGACUCAGAGACUCGGCUUCCAACGCUCUUCCAAAACAAG
Messenger RNA from Symbiodinium sp. CCMP2456, 742 nucleotides. Lineage: Eukaryota; Dinophyceae; Suessiales; Symbiodiniaceae. The record is from the annotation of a GenBank genome assembly.